AUGAAUGAAUUACAUCGUACGACCGUUUUGACUAGAAGAAGAUCUGCUGCUGAUGAAACAGAAGCUACCACCAAAAUGAACUUUUCGUCAUUGUGCAACGGACUGAAAUCCCAUUUAUCGAUCCGUGUUUCACCAUAUGUUGAACGGGUUUCCGGUGGUCCUCAUACCGAGACUGAAAGAGAACGGUGGGGAGAUGUUGCUGUUCAAUUUGCCGAAGUGUUAAUGCUUUGUCAUAUCAGUCAAGGUGGUUUAUUUGUCAAGGAUCUGACUUUUUCUGUUUGGAAAACGUUUGGCGUCAACGUUCUGGAAUUAUUUAAUGAAUCUACAUAUAUCAAAUAA
Molecule: messenger RNA, 339 nt
Organism: Mucor mucedo
Lineage: Eukaryota; Fungi; Mucoromycota; Mucoromycetes; Mucorales; Mucoraceae
Exons: 2
Coding region: 1-339 (112 amino acids)
Source: RefSeq, a predicted model, not a curated record